CUGGCAGGUCUCUCACUCUCACAGGUUUGCCUUGCACAUUGUCACGCUUGUGAGUCCCACCCAGCAUAGGACCUACCUGCCUGUUGCCACCAGACGGAGGAAAGGUUGGGCCCCCAGGUGGGGAGGUCAGACCCACAAGGCUCAGGUGCCCUCCCUACCCCCAAUGCCAGGUGGACACCCUGGCCCUGGCUCCUGACGCAGGCCCAGAGGCCGCCAAACCUCAUAGACAGGUCACUCCUAUUAAAAGUUAGUUCUCAACUCUGGUGCCUCCAUCUCAGGGAAGCCCUCCAUGUGACCCUCAGCUCAGAUAAUGGUACUGAGGGCAGGAGGCUUCUAGAGCAGGAAUGCAGGAUUUUCUACCAGCUUUGAGCAUCUGCAAGCCACCUGUCUAAUUUUGCCAGACCUAAUCAGUAUCCCCUGAGUGACUGCAGCCAUGCACCCAGAUGUGUGUGGGCCUGUGGCAGACAUGGAGGCGCUAACCAUCUGGGAGCAGCACACAGCCACGCUCUGCAAGGACCCCCGCCGAGGCUUCGGCAUUGCAAUCUCUGGAGGCCGAGACAGGCCCAGUGGAUCUGUGGUUGUGUCCGAUGUGGUACCUGGAGGGCCGGCUGAGGGCAGGCUGCGGACGGGAGACCAAAUUGUCAUGGUGAAUGGGGUCUCCAUGGAGAAUGUCACCUCCUCCGUUGCCAUUCAGAUACUCAAGACUUGCACCAAGAUGGCCAACAUUACAGUGAAGCGUCCCCGGAAGAUCCAGCUGCCUGCCACUAACACUAGCCCCUCCAGCCCAGGGCGCCAGGACUCAGAUGAGGAGGAUGGACCCCAGAGGCUGGAAGAUGUAGACCAUGGCCGGGGCUAUGAGGGUGACUCAUCCAGUGGCUCUGGCCACUCCUGGAGUGAGCGCUCCCGAAGGCCAAGGGCUGGCCGCCGGAGCCGGGCUGGCAGCCGCGAGCGCAGAAGCCCAGGCAGUGGCUCUGAGGCCAAUGGGCUGGCCCUGGUGUCUGGCUAUAAGCGGCUGCCGAGGCAGGAUGUGCUGAUGAAGCCAGUGAAGUCGGUGUUGGUGAGGAGAAGGGACAGUGAAGACUUUGGGGUCAAGUUAGGAAGUCAGAUCUUCAUCAAGCAUAUCACAGAUUCAGGCCUGGCUGCUCAGAACCGUGGGCUGCAAGAAGGAGACCUCAUCCUUCAGAUCAAUGGGGUAUCCAGUGAGAAUCUAUCCCUGAGUGACACCCGGCGACUGAUUGAGAAGUCAGAAGGGAAGCUGACCCUGUUGGUGUUGAGGGAUCAAGGGCAGUUCCUGGUGAACAUCCCACCUGCUGUCAGUGACAGUGACAGCUCCCUUCUGGAGGACAUCUCGGACAUAGGCUCACAGCUGUCACAGGCACCACCGUCCCACAUCCCACCACCACCCCGGCAUGGACAGCAGACCCCAGAGGCCAGCCAGACUGACUCCCCCGUAGAGAGCCCUCAGCCUCGAUGGGGAAGGUCACUGGAUUCUAGAACUGUGUCGGAACCAGAUUCACCCAGGGGAAGCAGCUAUGACAUCUCCAGGGUGCCCAGUGGUGAGAGCAUGGAGGAUCGUGGGUACAGCCCUGACACAAGGGUGGUCCGAUUCCCCAAGGGCACGAGCAUUGGGCUGCGUCUGGCCGGGGGCAAUGAUGUGGGCAUCUUCGUGUCGGGGGUGCAAGCGGGCAGCCCGGCUGAUGGACAGGGCAUCCAGGAGGGAGAUCAGAUCUUGCAGGCGAACGGCAUGCCCUUCCAGAGCCUGACGCGGGAGGAGGCUGUGCAGUUUCUGUUGGGGCUACCACCAGGAGAGGAAAUAGAACUCUUGACACAGCAGAAGCAGGACAUCUUCCGGAAAAUGGUGCAAUCUCGAGUGGGUGACUCCUUCUAUAUCCGCACACACUUUGAGCUGGAGCCCAGCCCGCCAUCUGGCCUGGGCUUUACCCGUGGCGACGUCUUUCAUGUGCUAGAUACACUGUACCCAGGGCCUGGGCAGAGCCAUGCUCGAGGAGGCCUCUGGCUGGCAGUGCGCAUGGGUCGUGACCUCCGAGAGCAAGAACGGGGUGUCAUUCCCAACCAGAGCAGGGCAGAGCAGCUAGCCAGUCUGGAGGCUGCGCAGCGGGCUGUAGGGGUUGUGCCAGCCUCCUCAGCAAGCUCCAGUGCUCGGGCCGAGUUCUGGAGGCUUCGAGGUCUUCGUCGAGGAGCCAAGAAGACCACCCAGAGGAGCCGUGAGGAUCUGUCAGCUCUGACCAAACAGGGUCACUACCCACCAUACGAACGAGUGGUGCUUCGAGAAGCCAGCUUCAAGCGCCCCGUGGUUAUCCUGGGACCUGUGGCAGACAUUGCUAUGCAGAAGUUGACUGCUGAGAUGCCUGACCAGUUUGAAAUUGCAGAGAGCAUGUCGAGGACUGGCAGCCCCUCAAAGAUCAUCAAACUGGACACUGUACGUGUGAUUGCAGAGAAAGACAAGCAUGCGCUCCUGGAUGUGACCCCAUCGGCAAUUGAGCGCCUCAACUAUGUGCAGUACUACCCCAUUGUGGUCUUCUUUGCUCCUGAGAGCCGGGCGGCACUCAAGGCACUGCGCCAGUGGUUAGCACCUGCCUCCCGCCGCAGUACCCGCCGCCUCCAUGCACAAGCCCAGAAGCUGCAGAAGCACAGUGGCCACCUCUUCACAGCCACUAUCCCCCUGCAUGGCACAAAUGACACCUGGUACCAGGAGCUCAAGGACAUCAUCCGAGAGCAACAGACCCGGCCCAUAUGGAUGGCUGAGGACCAGUUGGAUAGCUCCUCAGAGGAAAACUUGGACCUCCCGCACCGCGGCCUGGCCAACAGCGCCGCCGACCUCAGCUGCGACAGUCGGGCCAACAGCGAGUACGAGGAGACCGACGGUGAAGGUGGCAUCUACACAGAUGGAGAGGGCUACACAGAUGGUGAGGAUGGGCCCCACAUGGAUAUGGACGACAGGCCCUUGGUGGCAGCCCUGGCUCGGUCCUCAGAACCUGUGCAAGUGGAUGAGCCCCAGAGCCUGAGGGAUCAUGGGAGAAUAUCAACUCACCAGGGGACCCAGGUGGGCAGUUACCACCCCCAGGGUCAGUGGCGACAAGACAGCAUACGGAUAUACGAACAAGAAGCUCUGAAGAAAAAGUUUACACGAGCCCGAGAUGUGGAGUCUUCCGAUGAUGAUGGAUAUGACUGGGGCCCAGCCACUGAUCUGUGACCCCUUCCAAGCUGCCAGAUGGACCAUCUUCCCUCUUCCUGGAGCUGGGACCUGGUUACCCAUACAGAACCCUCAACUGUGUCUCCCUCUACCUGGUCUUUAAUAUAUUUUGAAGCACUGGCUUCUAAUGGCUUCCA
This is a messenger RNA of Nycticebus coucang (slow loris), 3351 nucleotides long. It is a transcript of the gene TJP3, whose product is annotated as tight junction protein 3. Lineage: Eukaryota; Metazoa; Chordata; Mammalia; Primates; Lorisidae. The record is from RefSeq and is a predicted model, not a curated record. Gene Ontology annotation, molecular function: cell adhesion molecule binding. Gene Ontology annotation, biological process: cell-cell adhesion; protein localization to cell-cell junction; cell-cell junction organization. Gene Ontology annotation, cellular component: bicellular tight junction; plasma membrane. The transcript has 23 exons. The coding region runs from base 434 to 3214 and encodes 926 amino acids.